Messenger RNA from Andrographis paniculata, 1329 nucleotides. RefSeq lists its product as uncharacterized. The transcript is spliced from 4 exons. The record is from RefSeq and is a predicted model, not a curated record. NCBI's taxonomy places the organism in Eukaryota, Viridiplantae, Streptophyta, Magnoliopsida, Lamiales, Acanthaceae. The coding region runs from base 485 to 988 and encodes 167 amino acids.
GUGCGCCGUUGGUUCUUUCUCUCUCACUCUAUCUCACUUGCAAUACCGGUGGUUCCGGUGAUUUUUCACCGUGAAAUUGAGAGGUUAUUUUCGAUGUGUACUCUGGGGAGUGUUUGUGAGGAUUUUUACGGUUCGAAUUCUCUUUUCAUUCCGUUUCCAUUGCGAGAGUGGGGUUUCGAUUCUUUGGGUAGAAGAUAGGUGUUUCUUGGGUGCUGGUGUUCGUCGUUGUUUUAGUCUCCUAUUUGAUAAUAGUGGCUGACCUACAAAAAUUUGAGCCAUAUAGCGUGUUUCGAUUGUGUUUCAACUUUUUUUCUUGUUCCGGUUCUUUAAUAAAAUUCUAUUUUGUUCCUUUCGAACUUGUUUUUGAUUUAGUACUAUCGAUCCUAAAACUAACACCUUUCACGAUAUUUGGCGACGAUUUUCACAAAUUUUAUGCGUCAUGGAUACUAUCGAACCAUUACGAUACUGAGGUGGUGGAGACGCGAUGUCUAUCGAGGAUACUGCUUUCUUGAAGCUUAAUUCCUCUAGAAACUUCAGUGUGAUUUUGUUGUUCCAUAUACACACAAUCACACUGACAGUGACGGCGGCACUCCACGCACUCACACUCAGAGCACUGAUCGACUAUGUUUGCCCUAUACGCUUCAAUGGAUUCAGCCUGCAUGGAGGUAAACAAAGCAAUGCUUGCGAACUGCGGAGCCAGGUCGAUCUUUUGGAAUUGAAGAUUGAUAAUCCAAGUUACCACAUACGGAAUUGCCUUUUCAGGGCAUCAUUGGAAGAUGAUGAAGAUGAUCAUGAGAAGUAUAGAAGAAUGGUGGUAAAAUGUCUAAAGGAAAAUCCAACGAUGUUUGAACCAUUUUUUGAAGAUAAAGUUCCUUCGAUAAAUAUUGCGAAUCUGAAACGGCAACGGCUUGUAAUUGCAAGCCGAGAAAGAAUUGCUAUAGGUGAUGUGAAAGCACAAGAAAUGCAUAGAUCCACGCAUCAAAUGUAAGUGUUUUGUAGUGUAGAUAGAUGCUAUCGAACCAUUACGACAAGGUGUGGUGGUGGAGACUAUCCGCAUUUUUAAUGUGGCAUGGAAAAGUAUGUCGGCGCCGGAAUGCAACCUUCUAGCUCCGUCCCCUUACCGAUGCCUCACAAUAAAGUAUAGUUAUGUAAGGCGCGCUGUCUAACCCGGCCCGCCUUCUAGAAGUCCAAUUCUGUCAUCAAGAUUUUAGCAAUCAAGAUAAUGUAAAAAUGAGGACGAGAAUUGUACUUUUUGUAAUUGAAAGAAUUUUAUAUUCUCUUAUUGUUUAUGGUUUGUGGGUUUUAGUUUUUGGGUUUGGAUUUUUUAAU